This is a messenger RNA of Bipolaris oryzae ATCC 44560, 345 nucleotides long. RefSeq lists its product as uncharacterized. The transcript has a single exon. The coding region runs from base 1 to 345 and encodes 114 amino acids. NCBI's taxonomy places the organism in Eukaryota, Fungi, Ascomycota, Dothideomycetes, Pleosporales, Pleosporaceae. The record is from RefSeq and is a predicted model, not a curated record.
AUGUCGCACUCCCAUUCCCCUUCCUCAUCCUCGCACCCCACCCCCUCUUCUACCCCUCCACCACAACCCCGCUGCCCCUCCUGCACUUCCUUGCUAACCUCCCCUUCCCCCUCAUCAACCUACGAGCUGCGCACCUGCGACACGUGUUUUGUGCGUCUUCGGUGCACGGAGUCGCUCUGGGGGAGUACGAGGAGUGGCGAGAUUACGUUUUUCCCGCGGGUGCUGGAUGAUGAGGAUUUUUGUACCGAGGAGAGGGAGAGUGAGGAGGAAGGGGAUGGAGGGGUAAAAGAGGUGGAAGAGGAGAAGAAAAGGGGGUUGUUUGCUUGGGUUGUUGGUAGGAGGUGA